AUGGCAACCACAAUGACAACCACGACCACCACCGCUACAACAACACAAGAACCUACUCCCACUCACCCCCACCUAAUCCAAGUCAACCGCAGCCCGAUCCCCUUCGCCAGCGGGGCAUACAGUCUGGUCUCCGCACCCGCCGGCUCCCUGCUAUGCAAAAUCACCGGAACCACACCGUCCAAGAAAGCCUACACAUCUGUGCAAACGGGACGGGACAGCCACAUCGAGUUGAACUCCGAUCUGGUGUACUGCAACCACUCGUGCGAUCCGACAGUCAACUUCGACAUGCACAACAUGGAGGUGCGGGUGGUGGAUAACCGCGACUUGAAGGCGGGGGAACCGUUGACGUUCUUCUACCCGUCAACGGAGUGGGAGAUGGAUCAGCCGUUUGAGUGUACGUGUGGCAGUGGGGAGAAGUGUAAGGGGCGGAUUGAUGGUGCGAAGAACUUGAGUACGGAGGUGUUGGGGGAGUACUGGUUGAAUCCGCAUAUUGCUGAGAUGGUGGCUGAGAGGGAGGCGGGGAGGAACUAA
Aspergillus tubingensis is the source of this 531-nucleotide messenger RNA. RefSeq lists its product as uncharacterized. The record is from RefSeq and is a predicted model, not a curated record. Gene Ontology annotation, molecular function: protein binding. The transcript has a single exon. Lineage: Eukaryota; Fungi; Ascomycota; Eurotiomycetes; Eurotiales; Aspergillaceae. The coding region runs from base 1 to 531 and encodes 176 amino acids.